GCCGUUGUUCCCUCCCCGGGGAGCCCCCGCCCUGCCCUGCCCCGUGACGAAGCACUAGAGACCGGCCCGCCGGCUACUUGCCCAGUUCCUCCGGCGCUCUCUGGGGCUGCCUCCACUCUCCACCCUCUUCCUUGGCCGGAUCGCUGCCACCGGCUCCGCGCGCUUGGAGAACUUCGCCGCGCGCUCUUUCUUCUUCUGGCCUCCUUCCUUCCAUUUUUUAAUUUAUUUUUUUUUUAAACCCACGCUCUUCACUUUCUCUUUCUUCUCCGGACCUUCCAGCUCGCCUUCCUUCUUGUUCUCGCUUUCCCCACACGUCGCUCGUGCUUUGCUUUCUUUUUUUGUUUCUUCCACCCUCUUCCUUUCCCGGCCACCCCGGAGCGCCAGCAGGUGCCACCGCCCCAUAAUACCCCCACCGCCCCCCUCUUUCGCCCUGGCUGCCUGCUGGCUGCUCAAGAGGCAGGGAUGGGGGGCUGCCCAGGGGGUCUUCAGCCCCUGCCUCCCAACCUCGGCGGCCAAGCGCUCGUCCGUCACUGGCAGCGCGCAAGAGAUGCAGAGCAAGGAAGACCCGGCGGAGACCACGGUGCUGCCCAUCCCUGGAGAGCCCGGCGACAACCUGCGGCGCCUCCGAGGCAGGAAAGUUUUGCUGGGGGAAGAGAAGAAGCUGGCUGGCUGGGCGCUGGGCAUAGCCCUUCUCGGCAUCUUCUUGAUGAUUUUGCACACCGAACUGGCUUGGUUUGGACGCUGUCAGUGGUUUGCGUACUCGUUCAUGGUGAAGUGCCUCAUCACCCUCUCCACAGCUGGGCUUCUGAUCACGAUCCUGGCUUUUCACAUCAAAGAGAUCCAGCUGUUCAUGAUGGACAACUCCUUGACUGACUGGCGGAUUGCUGUCAGUUGCCGGAAGCUGGCAUUUAUCAUGCUGGAGCUGCUGGUUUGCUCCAUCCACCCCUUGCCCACCGGAGACUUCGCCUGCCUGGAGCCCCAGCCCACGCAGGCCUUCCUGUUCCUCUCUGAGGUCGACAUGCUGCUGUCGCUGCUCAUGUUCCUCCGCCUCUACCUGGUGACGCGGGCGGCCCUGUUGCAGAGCAGCGUUCUGGGAGACGCCUCGUACCGCAGCAUCGGGUCCCUCAACAAGAUCCACUUCCAGUACCCCUUCGUGCUACGGGUGAUGGUGAACAGCCAGCCAGGAAGGGUGCUGCUGAUCUUCACGAUGGGACUCUGGUUCAUUGCCUUUUGGGUGCUAUCUGUUUGUGAACGAGAGCAUAUGGACAACGACUACCUAUAUAGCACUUUCUGGCUGAUCCCCAUCACUUUCCUAACCAUCGGCUACGGAGAUGUUGUUCCGGUGACGGUGUGCGGAAAAGUCGUGUGCGUGUUCACCGGUGUUAUGGGAGUGGGCUGCACGGCCCUCUUGGUGGCUGUUGCUGCUGAUAAGCUGGAAUUCAGCAGGGCUGAAAAACACGUCCAUAACUUCAUGAUGGACAUUCAAUGUGCCAAAGAGAUGAAGUGGUCAGCCGCCAACGUGCUGCAGGAGGCUUGGAUGCUGCACAAACACACCAAGAGGAAGGAUGGCCUAAGGACACGCAAACAUCACCGAAGGCUGCUGGCAGCCAUCCAUAUGUUCCGACACGUGAGGAUGAAGCACAGGAAGAUCCGAGACCAAGUGAAUGCCAUGAUGGAUGUCUCUAAGAUGCAGAUGAUCAUGUGCGACCUCAGCUCCAGCCUCAGCAGCUCCCACCGGGAGCUGGAGAAGCGAAUCGAGUCUCUGGACAGGAAACUGGACGAGAUGACAAGGCUUCUCUCGGGACUCGUGGACUCCAAGCAGCGGCAGGAACAGCGGGCGCUCUAAACUCCAACUGCGGUUUGGUGGCUAAAGAGAUGGUUUUGAUCAUCCCGCUGAAGCCUCCAUAGACAGAACUUUUAAGCGCCUCCUGCCUUUCUUCAUGGGCAUCAGGCAGUGUGUCGGGAACACACGGGACUACACCGCCACCUUGUGGUGGACGAGAACCACCACAGGCAUUUUGAAAAGCCAACCCACCGCAUCGCCAGACAAAAGAAAAGGAGCGAGGAGGAGCUUUCGGAACUUUGCUCUCCGCAGAAAAGACUUCUCGAACCUCUGAAUGGAUUUUUGUUGUGUCUUGCAAGAGGGACUCUGGAUGCAAAAUCGAAAGACAGGACAUCCACUCCUCUAGCAGGCUUCUGAGCUGUGGGUGGGGGAAGCAAGAGGCCAAGAUACAGGAAUAAGUGUGCUUGAAAACUGUGCAAAGCCCUUGCCCUUUGGCAAAAGACAGUUUGUCCAUCCCGGCCAGGAAUGCAAUUUUCAGGAAGCAAUUGCUAACUGGCUGCACAGGAUCUCCU
This is a messenger RNA of Podarcis raffonei (Aeolian wall lizard), 2355 nucleotides long. It is a transcript of the gene KCNN4, whose product is annotated as potassium calcium-activated channel subfamily N member 4. Gene Ontology annotation, cellular component: neuronal cell body; neuron projection; plasma membrane. The record is from RefSeq and is a predicted model, not a curated record. The transcript has 9 exons. Gene Ontology annotation, molecular function: calmodulin binding; small conductance calcium-activated potassium channel activity; intermediate conductance calcium-activated potassium channel activity. Lineage: Eukaryota; Metazoa; Chordata; Lepidosauria; Squamata; Lacertidae. Bases 548 to 1846 code for a protein of 432 amino acids. Gene Ontology annotation, biological process: potassium ion transmembrane transport.